Messenger RNA from Salvelinus namaycush (lake trout), 781 nucleotides. RefSeq names its product CD9 antigen-like. The record is from RefSeq and is a predicted model, not a curated record. The transcript has 8 exons. Gene Ontology annotation, cellular component: membrane. The coding region runs from base 55 to 708 and encodes 217 amino acids. NCBI's taxonomy places the organism in Eukaryota, Metazoa, Chordata, Actinopteri, Salmoniformes, Salmonidae.
AUCGCUGUCUUUUCAUUCUUUUAUUGGUCGUAUUAGAGACGGAUUUACAGAAUCAUGAGUAAAGUGCAAGGUGUGAUGAAAUGCGUGAAAUAUCUCCUUUUUGUUUUCAACUUCAUAUUCUGGCUGUGUGGCUCGUUGGUGUUGGCAGUGGGGCUAUGGCUGAUGUUUGACCCAAAGACAGACCAGCUCCUGAAUGGAGAGGGAGCCCCCGAGACCUUCUUCAUAGCCGUGUACAUCCUGAUUGGUGCAGGCGGGGUCAUGAUGCUGGUGGGAUUCUUUGGUUGCUGUGGAGCUGUGAAGGAGUCACAGUGUCUCCUUGCGUCGUUCUUUGCCUGCCUUCUUGUAAUCUUUGGUGCAGAGGUUGCUGCAGGUGUGUUUGGAUUCAUGAGCAAAGACAAGAUCAUCGAAGACAUUCAACAAUUCUAUAGUGAAUCUAUUUCAGAGAAUUCAGAAAAUUCCAACCGCACUGCUGUAGCUGAAAUGUACCACGAUGUUUUGAAUUGCUGUGGUGUCUCCAUGCCUUCGCCUUUGUGUCCUGAUGCUGAUGAAGACACAAAGGACUGUCUGAAUGCAAUAAUGGGCUUUUUCAAUGAAAAGCUCUACAUUAUCGGAUAUGUGGGGAUUGGUGUAGCAGGAGUAAUGGUCAUUGGUAUGAUCUUCAGUAUGGUCCUCUGCUGUGCAAUUCGGAACAACAGGGAGGUGAUAUAGAAAGACCCAGUAUCUCUACCCCUCCCGCCCUGCAGACCCACCAGCCCUUUGUAAUCGCCAUGCCUGAUGGAGG